CUAAACUACCACUUUAAUACACGGAUGACUAACUAUAUUGAAAACUAAUAAGAAACUUCCUAUUCACAAGCUGUUAAUAAUCGAUCACAAAUGUGUCGGAAACAGCUCACGUAUGUCGGGACCAGAAAGUGAGUAGUCCUGAGGUUGGAGUGGGGUUAUAGUUCCCAAUAAACAUAGUAAUUUGUCUGAUGAGAUUGUGAAAUUUUAUCGACUGAGUUUAGGGAAAUAUAUGUAGUGCAUACCUGGUCAAAAGCUAUUCUGACUUGCUGUUCUGGUGAGCAUAUGUUUGGUUUUGAGGAAUGCUAGAAUGGGACAUCACAUCAAAUCAACAACUACAGAACUGAUCCUUGUUGGAAACUAUAAGUUCAUUAUAGUCAUAAUCUGUUGUUGGAUACCAUUGGAUGACCUAUCUCCGAUAUAUAUAUACACAUAUAUAUAUACGCGAAAAAUUACUUCCUAAAAUAUUCAUUUUCCCAUUUAUUUAGAACAUUUUAUUAUUCAUGGUUUCAGAUUACUUGCGUUGCGUGAUGUUUUUUUCAACCAUUGUUUAUCCCGAAAUGUAGUGUUGUGUAGAUGACAACUAGUAAUCAGGAAAUCAACAAACCUAGUCAGUUCAUGAAGUCAUUAACUGUUGGUUCGACUCUUAUGAAGAUGUUCUGACUACAGACCUAGUUUUGUUCCGUGAGAUAAUUGUGACCAACGAUCGAAAGCAUUAGAUGAGGCGGCAUGAGUUAAUUAAAAUGGCGUAGAUUCAUCCUGUAUUAUCCCGUUUUUCUAUAUUCUCUACACGUACUCUUCUAUAAUAUCCUGUAUACUACUACUAUUCGAAAUUGUUUGCUAUUCACUCGGUUUUUUUUCUAUUUGUACUUAUAUAGCAUAGCAGCUUGAGUGGAUACACCUUUAAACCAGGUCCUACUUCGAUUAUGACUGGCUGAUGUAUCUGGUUAUAAAUUUUUGUCACAUUGAACAUAAUACUUUAUUAUUCAACCACAACCAAGUACAAAAAAUUGUAACCAUCCGGCCAAAAAUAUAGCUUAGAUAACAUGAAGAUAGAUUAGUAGAGUCAGCCAAUGCACGUUUUAAAAUACUGAGAAAACAGACAACAGAUGUUAUACUUUAAGUUUUGUGUAGCUAGUUGAGUUUACGCACAAGUCAAUUAAUUCCCGUUAAUCUAGUUGAUUAAUGUAUGUAUUAAGCUAGUUAUGUGGUUACUCUCACCCUCAUGUUUUAUAAUUUCCAAAACGCUAAUAGAAUUUAAUUAAUUAAGUCACACACAGUAUGAAACGCACGUCCUGGAUUCUACUGCCGGCCCCUAUCUUACUCUGUCUAAAAUGAAUUGAUUUUAGUUGCAAAUGUAAAUCUCAGAACCUGUCUCGUUGAUCACUCACUCGUUGAAACGUCUAAGGGUUUUAUAGUUGGUCUCUGUUAGGUUUAUGAGUACCACCUGGUGAUUAUGGUAAUCUCAAUCUAAAACAUGACGUUUGCCUGUCGCUCCCUGCUUUUCAAUGGUAUCACGAUGGAUGUUAACCUAUUGUAAAAGCUGUCUUACGAAUCUUUUUCUAACUAUCAUUUAAUGUUAUUUCACUCAAACUAUGAAAUAUAUUAUGAAAUUAAUAAAUUUUCUUUUGUCUGUAAAUAGUUUUGGCAUAUAUACCUUUAUUCUCUAGGUUUUAAGUCCUUUUGCUCAAAUGAAAAUACUUUCUUAUCACUAGUUGGAGAAAAAUGGAUGAACAAGAAGAAACUUGGUAUAUGGAUGACUAUGAAGAAGAACUACUUGAGGAGAUAGACGAGGAAGAAGGAGACAAUGAUCUGUCGGGAAAUUAUUUAGAUAAUCUAGAAACUAUUGAAGGGGAUGAUGAUUAUGAAGAUGUUUUAUUCGAGAAUGCAUUAUCCAUAAAGUCUAUAUCGUCAGAAAUAUUAUCAUGCACUACACCAGUUUUGAAACAAGCCUAUUGGUUACUGAUUUUGAUAUUUGUUUCAUGUCUUCUAUGGCGUAUCGUACAAUUUGUACUGAACAAAUGUUUCCCUUCAAAUGGGAAAAUUUGCCGCACAUUUGUCACAAUAAUCCUCCAUAUCUUUUCCAUUUGUCUUGGUUUAUUAGUUUUAUAUUAUGCUUCAUAUGAUCUGUGGUGGAUUGUUAUUGGCCUUAUAAUUACCUUAACACUAUUAUUUACCUUAAAUAUUAACUCUGAUAUUUCUAAUUCAUAUGGGAAAUAUGCUAAUUGGGAAUUAUUUGUAACAAUUGGAAUUUGUUCAUCUGUUCAGUUAUACUGCGAGUUUAACAAAAAUCCUGUUAAAUGGCAUCAAAUUCGUGGUAGUAUUAUGAUAAUUAUUAUGAAAUGUAUAUCUUUUUCUAUGGAAAAUAAAAAAUUUUAUAAAAUGAUCAAUAAAGAGCCUUGCUGCAUACUACUGUGGACACCAUUAUAUCGUGGAUUACUUUGGUUAUCUUAUUGUCUGUGUCCAGCUAGUUUAUUGUUUGGUCCAUGGUUUAAUCCAUUAAGAUAUGAAGAAAUGGUUAGAAACUAUGCUGUUAUUGAUAGACCUUUUUCUUUAAAAAAUACUAUAAUUUCACUUUUUCAUACAGUUAAAUUAUUUGGGCUAUCUUUGUUAUAUUUAACUUAUUCGACUUGUUUCUCUCAUACACUGGCUUUGAUAUUGAAAUUUCAACCUUGGCUUCAUGCUUAUUUUGCAUCACAAAGUUUCCGUUUCAGUCAUUAUUUCGUAUGUAUAUCAAGUGAAUCUUCCAUGACAGCUUUAGGAUAUUAUGAUAAAUAUUCAAUAAAAUCAAACAAACAAGAAAAUACUGAGGAGAAAGACAAUUCAAAAGUUGUAUACAAACCUAUUGUGGUAACUCGUCCAUUGUUCAUUGAAUUUCCUCGAUCGUUAGUGGAAGUUGUUAUUUACUGGAAUUUGCCAAUGCAUACUUGGUUAAAACAAUAUGUAUACAAGCCGUUACGUCCAUAUGGACAUGUGUAUGCUAUAUUGGGAACCUAUACAGCUAGUUCAUUAUUACAUGGUUUGAAUUUUCAACUUAGCGCUGUUUUAUUUUCUAUUGGAAUCUAUGCAUAUAUUGAAUAUGUCUUUCGGGAAAAAUUGGCCAAGAUUCUAGAUGCAUGUAUUGCCAGUCGUCCAUGUCCUGAAUCCUGUUGUCAUAGUAACAAGAAUUCAUUCUGGGUAUAUUGGUGCAACGUAGCCUUCGGUUGUUUGGCUAUAUUUCAUUUGGCUUAUUUAGCUGUAAUGUUUGAUACGAGUGAACAGCAAUUUAAGGGCUAUAAUAUGUGGCAUACUAUGGAUAAAUGGUACAAUUUAGGAUUUCUCAGUCAUAUUGUAGCCUUUGCAAAUUUCUUAUUUUAUUUAUAUUUAUAAAUAAAUAUCGAAUAAACUAUGUAUUUGUUUGUAGAGAAUAAAACAUUUAUCUAUCACAACUAAACUUAUGCAAAAUGUAUUUUCUUAUCACUCACUCAGCAUGUAUUUCUUAAUAAUAAUGAAAUGAAAGUUUAUUUUCCUUUCAAGUAUAAACAACAAAGAAAGGUAUUAUUAACACUGUUGAUGAGUUUUGUACAUGUACAUGAUCUCUAAUGAAGUUAGAUUUUUUAAAUCAUAUAAAUUUCUUUCUCUCUGACAUUGGUUUAAUUAGAGAAUUGUUAUUUAAAUAAUGUUCUCAGACUACUAUUUGCCUUGGUUUUAUUUUUGUUGAGAAAUGUUUUAUCGGCUAGUCAAAAUGGAGUCAUGUUCAUGGGAAUUGAAUAAUAUCUUCUAAUGUAAUAAUUAUCAAUUCAGGAAACUAAUUUUGGAAAAUAAACUCUGAAUAACAUUUUCUAAAAUAAGUUUGGAAGUUCAA
Molecule: messenger RNA, 3841 nt
Organism: Schistosoma mattheei
Lineage: Eukaryota; Metazoa; Platyhelminthes; Trematoda; Strigeidida; Schistosomatidae
Source: the annotation of a GenBank genome assembly